GUUUGUGAGCAGUUCUUGCUUUUGUCAUCAACACCUUCUACAAGAGAACAGGAUACUCACCAUGAUUGCGCUGCCCAUCCUCCUGGUCUUGCUUCAUUUGGGGCUUGUGACAUCUGACGCUACCUCAGGAUCAUUAAAGAGUGAAAUAAUUCGGGGACACAGUGUGAAGCCUCACAGCAGACCCUACAUGGCCUUUGUAAUCUCUAAAACGAACACCAGCACCAGCUGUGGAGGCUUCCUUGUGAGAGAAGACUUUGUGAUGACAGCUGCACACUGCCAAGGAAAGGAGAUGUUUGUUGUUCUUGGAGCACACAACAUUCGUGCCGAUGAGCAUUCCCAGGUCACCAUCAAAGCGAAGAGGAUUAUCCCUCAUCCUGAGUAUCUCAUGAAUAAAGUGAAAAAUGACAUCAUGUUGUUAGAGCUGGAGCAAAAUGUCACCCUGAAUGAAAAUAUAAAACCUAUUCCACUUCCAAAAAUUAUCACAGACUUGCCAGAAGGAACUAAUUGUUUGGCCAGUGGCUGGGGGAUCAUUUCAGAGGAGGGGACACAGAUACCAGACACCCUCCAAGAAGCAAACAUCCAAGUAGUAGAAAGAUCUUGCUGCAGAAAACAGUGGGGCAAAAUCAUCAACAAAAAGAUGCUCUGCACAGAAGAGGUUGGCUGUGUAGGUGAUUCUGGAGGUCCACUUGUGUGUGAUGGAAUGGCAUAUGGCAUCACGUCCUUUGGCAUUGAACCCUGUGGCUUCUAUGGCUUCCCCAGUGUCUACACCAGAAUUUCUGAAUAUUUGUCCUGGGUCAACACUGUGAUGCAGAAGGAGAGGCACUGAGAAGACUGUCUGUAGGUCCCGGUCCACUAUAUCUGCUGACAUAUUCCAGCAAGAAUAGCUUUCCUCCUCAGUUUUAAAAGCAUGAAGGCCCUGCACAAAUUAAUUUACCACAUUGCCUGCCAUUUUACAGCAGCUGCAAGUAUGAGCUCUCAAAGGACUCAGUCUUGUGCCAUCCAUUAAAGAAGAGAUUCAAAUGCAAGUAUGAGGGUGUGCUGACUGUGCCAAUGUCUAAUGGCAGCUCUGAAGCCCACACUCUUCUGCUUGUGUUCCAGCAAUAGCAGCUGCUUCUCAUCACUCUGCCUUUGCCAUUUAUUAAGUAUGCUUGCUUUUAUUGCAUUUGUGGUAUGAAUUGAAUAAAAAAAAUAUCAUUCGUUCUU
This is a messenger RNA of Erpetoichthys calabaricus (reedfish), 1203 nucleotides long. Its product is annotated as duodenase-1-like. Gene Ontology annotation, molecular function: serine-type endopeptidase activity. The coding region runs from base 62 to 826 and encodes 254 amino acids. Gene Ontology annotation, biological process: proteolysis. Lineage: Eukaryota; Metazoa; Chordata; Cladistia; Polypteriformes; Polypteridae. The record is from RefSeq and is a predicted model, not a curated record. The transcript has 5 exons.